AUGGAAAAUUCAGAGCAGAUGUAGAUUGACACAACUACCUAGGAUUAAACCUUAAAUACAGAGUAGGCUGAAAUCAAUGAGGAGGAAAGACUUAAGAAUUAACUGCAAGAUCUUUUGAUCAUGGUGAAAUCCUCUUAGAACCAGAAUGGUCUAAGGCACAACGAUUAUGGUAGAUAUCAUAAGUAUUGUAUCAGAAAGAUUUACAGAAUUAGAAAGUCACUCAAAUUCACUCAAGGCAGAAAGCAAUUCAAUAAAAAGGAUGUUACUGCAUCUGAGGCAUCAAAAGAUCACAAAUACUUGCAUCUGCUAAUAUUCAAAUGUGAAGCUAGUUGGGCUUAUGCAAUGUAAAUGAAGUAAAUUAUCAGUGGAGGUGGAUAAGCAAAGGUUGGAGCUGAUCCAAAUCUUUAAUAGAUGUUCAGCCGUAACCCCAACAGAGUUAAGUAUCACGCUCGUAAGAGACUCCAAAAAGCCUUCACAUCAUCUAAGUAUUUGCUCAAAGUUUCAGAAGAUUCAUUAGAUGCUUACAGACAAAAGGAAGUUGAAGCUUAUGUUUCAAGCAUGCAAGCAGUAUAUCAAAUGGAUGUUAAGGAUUAUCAAUCAGCAUUAGACAACCUCUUAAAAUCCAAAAUAAUCUAUGAGAAGAUAUCUCAAUUCAAAGAUUCCCUUGAGGCAAUCAUCUAUAAGGAAAAGGUUGGAUAAUUAGACACUUUGAUUAGACUUUGUUCAUUCAGUUUGAAAGGCAUGAUGACUAAGGCCGAAGAGGAAGCAAAUCUUUUGAAUCUUGUUCAAAGUUUCCCUCAAAGAAAGGACCUUGAAGAAACAAUCAGUAAGGUUAAGAGUGAAACUAGAAGAGAGCAGAUCGAGAAGAUUGAUGAAAUCACCUAUAACAAUAAAACAGUUCCACUUAAGACCGAUAAACUCAAGCAAGUUUUCAAGAGAGUAGAAACAGACAUGCACAAUAUAAGUGAGUAUUGGGAUAGCAAAGAAUUUGAGGCUGGAUAAUAGAUUAAGUACUACCUCAACCUUGUCAACAUUCUUGAAGAUGCUGCAUUAGUCAUUAAGAAAGAAAAAGCUGAGGAGAGUAAGAAGAGUGAACAAAGUGGUCAGCUUUACAAUAUUUUGAUCAGUUAUGUUCAAAGACUUAAAUAACAAAGCUCUAUUGAGAGAAAUCUCCUAUAAGCAAAGACAUUAUCUAAGAAGAUUGACCUUGACACUCUAUUCUCAAAUUUCAAACUAAAAUCUGAACUAAGACCACAAAACAUUGUCAGAUUCUAUGAAAAAGUAUUGAAGGCAUAAAGAUCAAUCUAAAAUAUGGAAAAAGAUACCAUCGAUCCUUUCAAGCAACUUGAGUAUGAUUUCUAUGAAAAACUUUACAAUACUCAAAUCAAGUACUAUAUUGGUCUUCACUAUGCAAAUGAGAGAAGCUAUCAAGAGGCAUUCCUUAUCCUUACUAGAGUUUCUCAAGAUAUUGAAUAGACUAUUGAAUUUGCUCAGAAGAAUUCUCUAUAGGGCUAAAAAGUGAAGAGAGAUCUUCAAGAUUUAGAAGACAAUCUCUUGAAAAAUCUAAACUAUCUUAUUUGCAAGAGCCAUUCAAAGAUACUAUAAACUUAGCAUGAGGAGUUCUCAAAAGUUCAAAGUGAGAUUUCUGAAAUGCAGAUUGAUAGCGCUAUUGGAGAAAGCAAAUCUAAAUAAGUUAAGUUCGAUAACUUGUAUGAUAUUCUUUUCACUAGCAAUGGCAAGAAAAAGGAAAAUCUAACUAAGAAGUUAAAGAUUACCAAUGACAGAUUAGAUUUCCUAGAGAGUCAAGGAAAGAAUCUUGUAAUAAGCAGCACUCUUGGUGAAAGAAAGGCCAUUGAAGUAGAUAAGCUCAAGAUUAGCAAACAAUUCAAGCUAUUAAACCCAGUCCCUAAAUUCCAAAGUGUCCCAGCAACUCCAUAAUUCUUUGAUUUAGCUGGAACCUAUGUUGCUUACCCAGCACUUGAUGAAACUAUCGCUAAAUACAAGCCUCAAGGUGGUGGUCUACUCUCUAAGCUAACUGGAUUCUUCGGACGUUCAUGA
Molecule: messenger RNA, 2058 nt
Organism: Stylonychia lemnae
Lineage: Eukaryota; Ciliophora; Spirotrichea; Sporadotrichida; Oxytrichidae
Source: the annotation of a GenBank genome assembly